CACACCUUUUGAGUUGACGAAACGCCCAUUGACUUUCUUCUUUCCAUCCUUUUAUAAACCCUCCUCCCUUUCUCCCCUAACCUCUCUGUUUCUCUAUUCUCCCGGCUCCGAUUCCGAUCUUCAAAUCCAUGGCGGUUGAUCUCGCGGCUUUUCCGGCGAAGAUGGACGAUCAGAUGGCGAUUCAAGAAGCCACCACCGCCGGAUUACAGAGCAUGGAGCAACUGAUCCGCGUCUUGAACACACAACCAUCCCACAGCCCUCGCCUGGAUCAUCACCGUCGUCUCGAUUGCUCCGAAAUCACCGACUUCACCGUCUCCAAGUUCAAGCGAGUCAUCUCUCUACUCAAUCGAACCGGUCACGCUAGGUUUCGCCGUGGACCUGGAUCCUCUGAAUCUGAUUCCGCCCUAUGCAAUCGUACUCCGAUCCUCAAUUCUCUCAAUCCGCCGCUCAAUUCCCCCAAUCCACCCUCCAAAAUCGACUUUCCUAAACCUAAUUUCACUUCCGCCGCUAAAUCCCCCGAUUCUAGGGCUCCGAUUGCGUUCUUGAACGAGACGACCGACACCGUCUCCUCCACGACGUCGUCUUUCAUGUCCACGAUUACCGGAGACGGCAGUGUAUCCAACGGCAAACUCGAUCUCUCACUCUUCACUACUCCGCCACCGCCGCCGCCGAUCUCCACCGGUAAACCGCCUCUGUCGUCGAAGAGAAAGUGCGACGAUAGCUCUAGAUUCGCCUGCAAAAUCCCCUCCAAUUCCAAGCCCUGCCACUGCGCCAAGCGGAGAAAGUCCGGAGUCAAGAAGACCGUCCGAGUUCCGGCGAUCAGCUCAAAAAUCGCCGAUAUACCUUCCGAUGAAUACUCGUGGAGAAAGUACGGCCAAAAGCCGAUCAAAGGCUCCCCGUAUCCAAGAGGGUAUUAUAGAUGCAGCACCGUCAAAGGCUGUCCAGCGAGGAAACACGUGGAGCGAUCACGUGAUGAUCCGGCGAUGCUCCUCGUAACUUAUGACGGGGAUCACCGUCACCCGCAGGCUACGGUGCCCGGGGCGGUGUCCCAGAAGAGUUAAGCGGAGGGAUUUGUCGGGGAACCAACGCCACCUGAUUGGGCCGUGACGCAGUACCUUGAACAUAACAUGCCUGUCACUGUAGACUUCUCCUGGUUGUAAAAGUCAAAACUAGCCUGGGAGUUUACGACGCCAGGCCAGAGUUGUAAGUCAAAACAAAACAACGUCGCGUUCGAAUCUCUCGAAACGGAACGAUAAGGCGGAAGGGUAUCAAUGUAAUUUUGAUAAGAGUUUCUUUUUCUUUUUUUAAUUUUUUCUGUAUUAUAUUUUAUUGAAAACUAAUUUGACCGGCAACAUGGUCCCAAUGAUUGCGCCUUACAUAAUUUUUUUUAUUUAAUAAAGAGUUAUAUAUGGUUGGAAAUUCCA
Momordica charantia (bitter melon) is the source of this 1424-nucleotide messenger RNA. RefSeq names its product putative WRKY transcription factor 11. Gene Ontology annotation, biological process: regulation of DNA-templated transcription. The record is from RefSeq and is a predicted model, not a curated record. Gene Ontology annotation, molecular function: sequence-specific DNA binding; DNA-binding transcription factor activity. NCBI's taxonomy places the organism in Eukaryota, Viridiplantae, Streptophyta, Magnoliopsida, Cucurbitales, Cucurbitaceae.